CAUUAUUUCUGUCAUUACUGUUUUCGGUAAGAGGAAAUCAAGGCAGUGCAAGUAGUGCAAGUUCACCUUCCGAAUAAAUUGGUGUGUAUGGAAAUUUCUUGGUACAAACAUGGAGUCACGAAAAAAAGCAUGUAUUGCUAUAAUUAUAUCGCUUGCGGCUGAACGGCGUGUGGUUCGACGAUGUUGGAUGAAAAAAUGGUUGGAGAAAAGAGACCAAUAUACACACGUCCGUUUAUUAAGAGAAAUCAGUAUAAGUGAUGAGGAAGACUUCCGGAAUUAUUUUCGAAUGAACAAGGAAACAUACGAAAAAUUGCUCAAAAUGGUACAACCGCACAUUUUUAGGCAGGACACCGUGAUGAGACGUUGUAUUUCUGCUCACGAAAGAUUGGCGGUGACUCUACGGUAUUUGGCGACAGGACGAAAUUUUGAGGACCUCAAAUUCUCUGCGAUAAUAUCCCCAGCUUCAAUCAGCACUGCAAUCGUCGAAACAUGCGAGGUGUUUAUUUACGUUCUACAAGAAUACAUGAAGUUCCCCAAUACGCCUCAAGAAUGGCAGAACUUAUCCAAAGAUUUCGGGAUGUUGCAUGGCUUCUAUAACUGUGUAGGAUCGAUUGAUGGCAAACACAUUGCGAUUCAUAAACCGGAACACUCAGGAGCGUUAUAUUACAAUUACAAAGGGUUCUACAGUAUAGUGUUGUUAGCUGUAGCCAACGCGAGAAAAGAAUUUAUAAUGGUUGAUGCAGGUAUGAACGGCAGAAUUUCUGAUGGGGGAGUAUUUUAUUACUCCAAGUUUGGAGAGCUUCUAAAGGAAAACAAAUUAAAUUUGCCAGAUCCAGCACCGUUACCUGGAACUUCUGAUAAAUUUCCGUUCGUUUUUGUUGCCGACGAGGCUUUUGCUUUGGACGUCAAUGUUAUGAAACCUUAUGCCCUGAAAGCGCUUGACAAAAAUCGUCUAGUAUACAACGAAAAACUGUCAAGAGCCCGCGUUACAAUUGAAAACGCUUUCGGAAUCCUGGCUUCCAGAUUUGGAGUGUUCCAGAAGCCAAUAUAUUUGAGUCCUGAGAAGUCAGCAAUCGUAACAAUGGCAGCCUGUUAUUUGCACAACUUUUUGGCGCAGGAAAAUCCAGAUUAUUUUCAUAUCAAUUGCUGCGAAGAAUCCUGUGACAGAACCAUUCCAAGUGUAAAAAGCACAUUAAGCAGAAAUUCUACAACGAAUGCGAAAGAAAUAAGAGAAAAAUAUUGCAGUUACUUCAAUCACGCAGAUAAUAAAUAAAAAUAUUCUUUUUGUUCUUCAAUUAUAAAUCAAGCGAAUCUUCGCAUAUACACCAAAUGACAUUUCUAGAAAACUUAUUGAAAUGGUCCUAUGUGCAGU
Messenger RNA from Topomyia yanbarensis, 1372 nucleotides. Its product is annotated as putative nuclease HARBI1. The coding region runs from base 110 to 1273 and encodes 387 amino acids. The transcript has 2 exons. NCBI's taxonomy places the organism in Eukaryota, Metazoa, Arthropoda, Insecta, Diptera, Culicidae. The record is from RefSeq and is a predicted model, not a curated record.